UCUGCUUUCACUUGGCGCGGACGACAGGAGUAGCAGACAACGAGAUUUGUUCAGUUUCACUCCGACCGCCGCUGUGUGACCGCAUCCGUGUGCCUCGGCCUGUGCAUGUGAGCGCUAAUUCAGUGUGCGGACUCUAGAACGGCGUUGUGUCCGCCAUGGUGGAAUGUGUAAGCAACGGCAGUGCCCCAUGCGUGGUCAUGCGGCGAACACUAAGCAUGGCAAAUGUGCAGCAUGCUCAGGAGAUCGAAAAGAAAGAACGCCGCCUCGCACCUGAUUGUCCAAUCCACAGACCUCAGGAUUCUCUGCUCAGCGGAUCACGAGGAUGGACAAACUACCGAGGAUUGUUCAACUUCUGUAUCAUCUUGCUGAUUCUGUCCAAUGGCAGGGUCGCCCUAGAAAAUUUAAUCAAGUAUGGCAUUUUGGUCGACCCAGUGAAGUGGAUACGUGUGCUGCUGCUUGACCCUGGAUCGUGGCCACCUGUCUAUAUUACUUUUGGGUUAAACUUCUGCAUUCUCUUUUCUCUCUGGAUUGAGAAACUGAUUGCUGCUGGAAGGAUUUCAGAUGGGAUUGCUCGCAACUUGCAAGUGAUCAACUUCUUCCUCAUCUUGCUUGUUCCACCUAUGGUAGUCUUAAAGUGGAAUUGUAAUCCUGUAACGUCUUCAAUGGCACUGGCAUGUGCUACAGUCCUCUUCCUCAAAUUGGUGUCCUAUCAUAUGGUGAACCUCUGGUGUCGUCAACAGACAGCAGCACUCAAGCGCUUGAAGCGCAGAUCUUCUUCAGAGUCCCUGUUCAAGCCAUCCAAUGGACACUACCAACCCACAAAUGGACACAAGAAGCCAGUCUACGUUACAUAUCCUGACAAUCUAAACUUGAAUGACAUCUACUAUUUCGUGUUUGUGCCUACGCUCUGCUACGAGCUGAACUUUCCACGGUCAGCUCGCAUUCGCAAGAGGUUUCUUUUUAGGAGGUUCCUUGAAUCUCUUCUUCUUCUGCAAUUAAUAUUGGCACUUGCUCAGCAAUGGAUUGUGCCAAUUAUGAAGAACUCUCUGAAGCCAUUUCAGGAGAUGAAUUUUCCGGCCAUGCUUGAACGACUACUCAAGUUAGCGGUUCCAAACAUUUUGAUCUGGCUGGUGAUGUUUUACUGGUUUUUCCACUCAACUCUCAACACCCUAGCAGAGCUAAUGAGGUUUGCUGAUAGGGAGUUCUACAGAGACUGGUGGAAUGCAGAAACAGUACAGUACUUCUGGCAGAACUGGAACAUUCCAGUUCACAGAUGGUGCUUGCGACAUCUGUACAAGCCACUUAUUGCAAUGGGGAUGUCAAAGCAGCUGGCCUGCAUCCAUGUGUUUCUCCUCUCUGCCUUUUUCCACGAGUACCUGGUGAGUGUGCCGCUAAAGAUGUUUCGUGUGUGGGCCUUCUCGGGAAUGCUAGCACAAGUGCCUUUUGCAUUCUUCAUCGAUAGCUGCCUACAGAACCGUUACCGCAAUUUGGGCAACAUGGCAGUCUGGAUGUCUCUAAUGAUAGGCCAGCCACUCGCCAUUCUCAUGUAUUACCACGACUACUACAUCAUCAACUACGGCUCCAACGAAUCUACAUAGUUGCAGCACAGUCUUCCAAGCUGCGCGGGACGCAGACGGCCAUGACUCCCCACAAUCUCCCCAACAUGACUAACAGUGACAAUAGAACUAAGCACUGUUAUGGCAGACAUGGCAUGCACAUGCACAUGUACAUGCAGGAUUCAACAUAGUAUCUGUUAUCUUUUUCUGCAAUAUGUGCUGAUUGAGUGAGAAAAAUGUACUUUACCUUAGUUUCUCUUACCGACGAAAUAUUACCAUUUUUAUGUGAUAAGUCCACAAUGAAGCGCAUUGGAUGUUGGUGUACAAGGAUGUUUUUUGCCUAUGUUUCUGCACACUUUACAAUACCUUUGACACUGUGAAGUAUUUUUGUGAUUGUGUUGUAUAUUUUUGCUGUUAUAAAUACUACACAUAUGUUAUGUACCCUAAGUUUGUAUCUGUUUAUGACUUUUAGUGUCUGUUUCGGGUGACGAGGCAUAACAGUGAGCUCCGCCGAUACCAUCAUAGAAGGCUUAUGUAAGCUGUGUGAAUAUAGUAGAGAUGGUAUAUUUAUCUCAAGUGCAAAACUUAUUCUAUAUACUUUGUGAAGUUGAAACUGUAUGCACACUAAGUGCAGAGAUCUCAUGAAGCUCUUUACUUGAAAAAUAGCUUGUAGCUGCAGAUAACAGUGUGGGUUCUGAAGUGCUUUGGUGUAUUAAAAUUUUACCCUUGCUCAAGUAAGGUACGACCGAAAAAAGAUUAUGUUGCAUACACAUAUCACAGUGUACGUAAGUUUCCGUUAAGUUAGCAACUACAGAAUACUAGCAGUUGAACAUCGAGAGUAACUGUGCACUUCCUCUGGAAAGUGUUUCUACUGGUUCAACCUGUAACUAUACUAAAAUGGUCAAGUCAUUAAUGACGACAAGUGAUGCCGGUCACUAUAUCAGUCAGUCGUUUCAGGAUAGCAUUGAGCUGCGAAUUGUAGAGGCCACAACACAGCUUGUCGAGUUAUCUCCCCUCAGCUUUUGUCCCUCGCUUCUCUUUCUCCAUGUUUGAAAGUGAACAGUUUUGCAUGCAUCAGAACGUUCACGAUAUGCACAUCUCAGUUUGCACUGCCAUAUGUGAAAAAGGGUUCCUACGUGCUCCCCCAUUUUUCUUGAGUGUAUGCACAUAUACCAGAGUACAAAAUCUAGUCUUGUGUCUUGGUAACACAUCAAGGAAAAGUCAGGGUGCCUUCUUAAAGGUUGAAUGUGUCAGAACACAUAUUGUGUAUGGUGAUGCUUGUAAAUAUGCUGUAUUCUGUAAAUGAGGCAUCUUGCACAUGUGAUUACUAUAAAUGUAUUUUGUUAAUGCAAUAUAUAUAGUGCCAAUAAAACAAAAUUUAGCACAUCUUA
Molecule: messenger RNA, 2947 nt
Organism: Ornithodoros turicata
Lineage: Eukaryota; Metazoa; Arthropoda; Arachnida; Ixodida; Argasidae
Gene: mdy
Product: diacylglycerol O-acyltransferase 1-like
Exons: 15
Coding region: 156-1598 (480 amino acids)
Biological process (GO): triglyceride biosynthetic process
Cellular component (GO): endoplasmic reticulum membrane
Molecular function (GO): diacylglycerol O-acyltransferase activity
Source: RefSeq, a predicted model, not a curated record